AUUCGUAUUUUAUACACGGAGAUAAAGGGAGAGAGAGAGAAAUACACAGCAAAAAUUGCUGUAGUGGUGUAGUAAAAAUCAUAGCUGACGUCAUUAAAGUGUUUAAAUCCUAUUUUAUUAUCCGGACAUCUAAAAUAUAUGAGACCCAGUUGUUGCACACGUAAACUGUUUUCAAUAAAUACACCUGAAAAUCACAAAGCUGAUAAAAAAGAUGAUGAUAAUGUGAUAGAAUCUGCUGAUGAUCAGAAUGAAAAAAUACUACCUGUUGAUGAAAUUAUACAGGAUAAAAGUGAUGACAAAGCUGAUGAAGAUGAUGAUGUAAUAGUAUCUGCUGAUGAUCAGAAUGAAAAAAUAUUACCUGUGAAUGGAAUUAUACAGAGGGAAAUUAAAGAAGUCCAACCGGGUUUUGGUACAACUGGUAAAACUAUUUUAAUGAUGGUAAUUGAUGAUAAAGAAACAGAUCAACAUAUAGAAGCACAUGGACGUUAUAUUCGUGAUGGUAUACUUCGACAAAAUAAUGAGAUUAAGAUGCUAAAGAACAGAAUGGAGCAACUUGAAAAAUUAGAUACGAAUUUGAAAAAAAAAAAAUAAAAGUUCAAAAGUAAAACUUAAUCAUUUAAAUAGCGUUCAAAAACGUAACGGUCGAAAAGAAAAUCUAUUUGAAAAUAUUUUAAAAAAUCCAAAUCUUUUCACACUUUUAUCAAGAAAAAAAAAAGUCAACACUUGCAUGGUCACCAGAAUGCUUUAAAUUAUCAACACAAAUCAGAUUUGCAG
Messenger RNA from Aphidius gifuensis, 774 nucleotides. RefSeq lists its product as uncharacterized. The coding region runs from base 139 to 591 and encodes 150 amino acids. The transcript has 2 exons. The record is from RefSeq and is a predicted model, not a curated record. NCBI's taxonomy places the organism in Eukaryota, Metazoa, Arthropoda, Insecta, Hymenoptera, Braconidae.